CAGCCAAUGAGACUGCACGCUGGUUUAUGACGUAUGUUCCGGCGGACGCACAGGCCUUGCUCUCGUCCUUGAUCAGCGCGAAUCGCAGCAUUUGACGGACGUAAGACACACAUUUACGCGGAAAAAUGGUUGCUUACUGGAGACAAGCAGGACUGAGUUACAUCAGGUACUCGGCUAUCUGCGCCAGGGUCGUGCGGGCAGCGCUGAAGCCACAGCUGAAAACCGAGGCGAUUAAAAACGCAGAAUCCAGUGUGAAGGUCACUAAAAUGAAGACUGUGUAACGAUCUGUCAUUACAUCCUUCACUUCUCCACAUACAUUCUCCGUCGGAUUUACAAUAAGACCUGCAGUUAUGAUGAUUAAAUGAAAAUAGCUGUGUUCUUUUGAUAAUAAAUUAUGAAGAGCCUCAAACUAA
Molecule: messenger RNA, 413 nt
Organism: Cyprinus carpio (common carp)
Lineage: Eukaryota; Metazoa; Chordata; Actinopteri; Cypriniformes; Cyprinidae
Product: ATP synthase subunit epsilon-like protein, mitochondrial
Biological process (GO): proton motive force-driven mitochondrial ATP synthesis
Cellular component (GO): mitochondrial inner membrane
Molecular function (GO): proton-transporting ATP synthase activity, rotational mechanism
Source: RefSeq, a predicted model, not a curated record